Molecule: messenger RNA, 3271 nt
Organism: Coregonus clupeaformis (lake whitefish)
Lineage: Eukaryota; Metazoa; Chordata; Actinopteri; Salmoniformes; Salmonidae
Product: mucosa-associated lymphoid tissue lymphoma translocation protein 1
Exons: 17
Biological process (GO): proteolysis
Molecular function (GO): cysteine-type endopeptidase activity
Source: RefSeq, a predicted model, not a curated record
AUCACUAUUUGUAAACUGUUUCAGGAAGUAACAUCAACUCGUCUGAAGAUUUGUGUCUUUUUGGCAUCUCUAGAAUGAUCUUCGGAAAUCCCCCAAACUUCUGCCGUGACCAUGCCCAUGUAUCUACUUCUUCUGUUUAGAAAACUGCGACAUAGUUUUCAUUUCACAAAUGUUCCGAUUUUUUGAAAGAAACUUUUUCAAAUUGGCUGAAUUGAACUGCAGUUAUUCGUUGAGAUGUCGGAUUCAUCUGACCGGUCUUUAAACUUACAUUUUCUGAAAGAACCUGUCUUGAGGAAACUGUGUGAGGUUCUGGAUAAAACCAACAGUAAAGGAUGGCGUAAACUCGGGGAGAUGGUCGGCAAUGACCGGCGUUUUAGAGUGAGUCCAGAUGAGAUGGAGAUGUGCUCUCUGAAAGUGUUGGAGUUGGAGGGCAGCCCCAGCCACAUGCUGCUCAGGCUCAUGGGAGACAGAGGGUGCACCCUGGGCCAUCUGGUAGACUUACUACAAACCAUGGGCCAGACAGAGGCCCUACAGUGUGUCAAACCACCAGGUAUCCAGAUCCUCAUUCAGCCCCAGUCUGUGGCUAUAAUAGUGGGACACAACCUGCGACUCAGCUGUUAUGCUGUGGGAAAGGCUGGUGUUAAGUACCAGUGGUUCAAAACCAAGGAGGAGGUACCCAACAGUUCUUCUCCAGACCUGGUGAUUAGCCCAGUGCAACUGACAGACACAGGCUUCUACAUCUGCAGGGUUAAUUGUGGAGACUCCUUUGAGUUCAGCCAGUGGGUUCAGGUGGAUGUCCUGAAUGUUGCCACAUCUUAUGGGUUGGGGUCCCACUCGUUGGAGGGCAGGCUGAAGGUGGUGAUCCAGCCCCAGGGCCAGAGACUGCUGGUGGGGGAUGCUCUGCAGCUGGAGUGUGGGGCGGUAGGGAGGCCAAUCCCCCGCUACCAGUGGCACAGGAACGGGGUGCCCCUUCCCUUUCCAGAGGCCUCCAAGAGGAGACUCACGAUUCCGUAUCUGCUGCUGGAACAUCAGGGAAAGUAUCGCUGUGAGAUUUGCAUUAACAACGAGAGGACGUGGACAAAUGAAGUAGACGUUCUAGUGGGACCAAGGAUAUCUGUCCCGUUUUCAGGGGCAAUGGAGUGUUCUGAAGAUGAUGUUUUUGCCUUUGGAGCAGGUAUCAGUGAACUAAUCCUGAACAGCGAUCAAGAACCACCUUAUGCGACAGAUAAAGUGGCCCUGCUGAUCGGGAACCUCUCGUACCAGAACCACCCCCAGCUCAAGGCGCCAAUGGUGGAUGUGUAUGAUCUCACCAACCUCCUGCGCCAGCUCAACUUCAAGGUAGUAUCGCUGCUGGACCUCACCGAGUCAGAGAUGCGCAACGCCGUGGACGAGUUUCUGCUCUUACUUCACAAGGGUGUCUAUGGUUUGCUGUACUAUGCUGGACAUGGUUAUGAGAACUAUGGCAACAGCUUCAUGGUACCGGUGGAUGCUCCAAACCCGUACCGCUCAGCCAACUGCCUGUGUGUGCAGAGCAUCCUCAAACUGAUGCAGGAGAAGGAGACAGGCCUCAAUGUGUUCCUGCUGGAUAUGUGCAGGAAGAGAAAUAUUCAUGAUGAUACCACCCCAAACAUACUAUUGAGGGUCACAGCUAACAUUGUCUUUGGAUAUGCAACCUGCCAAGAUGCAGAAGCGUUUGAGCUGAGCUCUAGUGGAUUCACUAACGGUGUCUUUGUCAAGUUUCUAAAGAAACGUCUUCUGGAGGAUGAGAAGAUCACUGUGUUGCUGGACAGAGUGGCUGAGGACAUGGGCCAGUUCGAUGCCACUAAGGGGAAGCAGGCUCUGGAGAUCCGCAGCAGCCUAUCAGAGAGGAGGGCUCUGACUGACCCUAUUCUGCCUGGUGACAGCUCUGACAUGGCCCUGGAUCACAACCGUCAGUGGGCCAAGGCUCAUGAACUGCCUGAGAGUAUGUCUCUGGACUUUGACUGUGGGGCUCAGAUCAAGCUGGGCUUCGCUGCAGAGUUCUCCAAUGUGCUGGUCAUCUACACCCACAUCGUGAAGAAACCAGAGGACAUGUUCUUCUGCCAGGCUCACGUCACCAACUUCUCCCGGUGAGACGCUACAGACCUUGACAUUGACCCCAAAGAGAUGAACAGGGAGACACCAGAGGAGACUGGCAUCUACCUGCUCUCCAGCAGUCUUCCCCAGCACUGCCUGUACACACGCCUCAGCUCUCUACAGAAGCUCAGGGAUCAGCUGGGGUUCACAGUUUGUCUACAGGGCUCUUUCAAGGCCGUGGAUGAGCUGGUGGACUGGACCACUGACGUCAACAUCGGCAAGCCCCUGAUCGCCAGACUAGACCUCCACCGCACCAUGAGGAGGAACAGCUGCCUGCAGACCUGCCCAAUGCCCCACAGCCCCUCACACAGCCCUUGCCAUAGCCCCGGAGCCGAGCACCUCCACCCACACAUCCACCACCCUCACCCCCAAGACCAUGGCCUUCUCUCCCCACACUGCUCCAGCCCUUACCUGGAUGUGUACGAGCCUCUACAGGGAGCUGUGGGAGGCUCAGGUUGUGUGAGCUCCACGCUGUAUGACAACUGUAGCUUCUCUCACUAUGGCUGUACUAGUAGUGACUCAGUGUUACUGAACUCCCCUGGCAGAGCCAGCAUUCCCAUAGAGACCACGGAUGACAUAAACGAGCUGCAGACAGUCUUCAUUAAUAGCCUGCAGUUUCACCACUAGUGAUAAGGCCCUCUCUAGGGCAUUGGUAGCCUGGUUCCAGAUCUGUUUGUGCUGUUUUGCCUUCUCCUAUUGCCAUCAGAUCUGGAAUCAGGCUAUGGUGGAUUUUGGGCUAUGGUGGAUUUUUGUACGUCUACUCUAUAAAUCCUAGUGUAUUCCAUGGCAAACUCUUUGAUACAGUUGCCUGGCUUGAGUGGAGAUUACAUGUAUUUAGUACUUUGGACUAGAUUUUUAAAUUGAAAUAACCGUCAGAGUUUUAUAGCUGUACUUAAAAGGUUACAUAUCCAGCCUGCUGUGAAAAGGUAGUUUUUUGCGAUUAUCUUUCCGUUUGUUAGAUAAUGAUGAUAUAAUGUGUAAUAUUAAGCUUUGCUAAAACGAUCUUAACCAGCCUCUUUCAUAUUCUAUAGAUGAUCUAUAUCCGGGAUCUUUAAGAGCAGUUACUAAAUGUAAUAAAAUGUAAUGACUUUAUCCACAGGGAGGCAUUGUCUCACUAUAUAAACCAGAGUUCUGGAACUUGAUUGUUUUUCAAGGA